Molecule: messenger RNA, 1224 nt
Organism: Fusarium sp. VM40
Lineage: Eukaryota; Fungi; Ascomycota; Sordariomycetes; Hypocreales; Nectriaceae
Source: the annotation of a GenBank genome assembly
AUGUCGAAAGCUCUCGAGUCCAAAUUCCAAACCGCCAUCGAUUCUGGCAAAGUCAAUGGUGCUAUCAUCUGCGCGAUAAACUCCAAAGGAGACUUCGCAUAUAGUAAAGCUCUAGGCCAACGCACCCUUGUCUCCGGAGAGAAACGUCCUCAACAGCUCGAUGAUCUCAUCUGUCUUGCAUCCGCUACCAAGAUCAUAGCCACGAUUGCUUCUAUGCAAUGUGUCGAAGACGGCCUCCUUACACUUCAGGGAGACCUGUCUAACGUUGCACCGGAACUCACUGAAAAGAAGGUCCUCACGGGGUUCAACGCGGAGGACGACACGCCGGUUCUGGAGCCGGCAAAGCGGCCCAUUACACUUGAAAUGCUCCUCACUCACACAGCCGGGACUUCGUAUGACUUCCUAGACCCAGUCGUCGGCAAAUGGAGCAGCAAGUACAAGCCUAAGGAUGACGGCAAGAAGACGGUUGAGGAUACGUUUAUCUAUCCUCUUUCACAUCAACCUGGAGAAGACUGGAUGUACGGAAGUGGUCUGGACUGGGCUGGUCGAAUUGUCGAGCGUGUGACUGGAAACACGCUCGAAGAGCAUUUGUACGAACAUAUUCUGAAGCCUCUUGGCUUGAAGAACGACGCGCAGUUUCAGCCUGUCACAAGAGAAGACUUGCGGGAACGUUUGGUCGAACUAAAUCCCGAUGAUCCAGAGGGUCACGGCCGCGCUGUCAUGGGGGGAGGUUCGAGUAUAAACGAACGCACAGAAGGAUGCUUCGGUGGUCAUGGUCUCACAAUGCCUGCCUCCAUUUUCAUCAAGAUCAUUCAAUCCCUCCUUGCCAACGACGGCAAACUCCUCAAACCCGAGACAGUAGACAGCAUGUUCCAGCACCACACCAGCCCCGAAGCGCACGCUGGCCAACGAGCCAAGCUUGCCGGGCCCAUGGGUUCUUUCUUUCGCGUGGGGAUUGGCGAGGACAUCAAAGUCGGCCAUGGUCUUGGCGGAGUGCUUACUUUGGAAGAUGUCGAUGGGUGGUAUGGGUCCCAUACGAUGACUUGGGGAGGAGGGCUGACGGUGGCGUGGUUUAUCGACCGCAAGAAUGAUAUUUGCGGUAUUGGAGCUGUUUGUGCGGCUUUGCCGCUUGAUGGGGAGACGAUGAAUAUGGCUACUGAUUUGAAGGAUGUUUUUAGGAAGGAUAUUUAUCACGUGUAUGACGAGUGGAAGGGGAAGCAGUAG